GAGGUCUGCUUUUGGGUCGUUAGGGCGGACGGACUCGCCGAUGUCCGUGUCGUGUCGGCGGUCGGUGGGGGAGACCGGGGGUGAGCUGGAUGCUUUGUUUCGUGUUGGUGUUGGUCUUUGUUGUUUGGGUUGUUCCGUGAUUGGACUUGGUGGAGUUACAACGGUGGCUUUAUCCUUGAUUUCUCGAUGCUAUGAUUACAGGAUGUGAGCAGGCAAGAUACAGACGGGGUUGAAUGAAAC
This is a messenger RNA of Aspergillus candidus, 240 nucleotides long. RefSeq lists its product as uncharacterized. The transcript has a single exon. The record is from RefSeq and is a predicted model, not a curated record. Lineage: Eukaryota; Fungi; Ascomycota; Eurotiomycetes; Eurotiales; Aspergillaceae. The coding region runs from base 41 to 208 and encodes 55 amino acids.